UUAAGGGAAAAACAUAAACACCCACCCACACUAUUCCACAUUAUAUAUAUAUAUAUACUCUCUUAAAAUUCCCAAACCACUCACUACCCACAACCCAGAAUGCAAAAUCCCAGGUGGGUUUUUAAUCUCAUCCUUGUUUUUACAUCUUUUAGUAGCCUCGUUCGAUCUUCUUUUAGUAGCUCCCCAGUGUGUUCAACGCAAGAUAGAGAUGCGCUCCUUAGUUUUAAAGGGAGUAUAGUGAAAGAUACAACAGGGAUUCUCUCUUCAUGGAGUGGAGUUGAUUGCUGUGAUGGGGGUUGGGAGGGUGUGGAUUGCAACCCAGCAACAGGGAGAGUCAUUUCCCUGCAGCUACAGAGGCCACAGAAUGGUGAAGCUGGUAGUGGUGUUUUCAUGCAGGGGAGUCUCUCUCCUUCUUUGGGUAACCUCCAGUUUCUGGAGGUGAUGGUUGUUAGUGGGAUGAAGCAAAUCAAUGGCUUUAUUCCUGGGAGUUUAUCCAAGCUAACACAUCUCACUCAGCUUUACCUUGAGGAUAACAUGCUUCAAGGGCCCAUCCCUUCAAGUUUGGGUGAGUUGGUCUCCCUAAAAGCACUCUCACUUAGUGGGAAUCAGCUUCAGGGACAGUUGCCUCCAAGUUUAGGGUCCAUCUCUGGGCUGCUUCAGAUAAAUGUGGGGAAGAAUCACUUGGUAGGUUCAGUUCCCUCUGCUUUUAAAGACCUCCAUAGUUUGCAAUCUCUUGAUCUUAGUUACAAUCUUUUCUCUGGGGGGAUUCCUAGUUUUGUAGGGCAGUUGCAGAACCUGACCUUUUUAGACCUCUCACACAACCAGUUCUCAGGUGGUAUGCCCCUUGCUCUGUGUAGUUUGAGUAAUGUUUUGGAUGUCUCAUUGAGCCAUAACAAGCUUGUAGGUGAAAUCCCAACCCAAAUUGGAAAACUUAGGUCUCUCAACACACUUGAUCUUAGCAGUAACCUUCUUGGAGGAGCCAUUCCAGAGUCAUUUGGCUUGUUGCAGAAGCUGUGGUACCUCAACAUCUCAAGAAAUGAGCUCUCUGGUUCUCUUCCUAAUGGGCUUGCUAAUGGUUUACCUUCUCUUUUAUCUGUUGACCUAUCAUACAAUAAGCUUGAGAUAGAAACCAUGCCAGAUUGGUUAAGAAGCAGAGAUCUUAGAGAUGUACACCUUGCUGGGUGUAACAUUAAGGGAGCCCUGAAACCAUUUACAAAACCAGGCUCAUUAAACUCCAUAGAUUUAUCUGAUAAUUAUGUCACAGGAGGGAUAAGUCAAUUAUUCACCAGCAUGACAAGUUUGCAGGUGGUCAAGCUCUCUAACAACUUGUUAAGCUCUAGCAUUUCGGAGAUUUUCUUUCCGAAUGGGCUCUCCUUUCUUGAUCUCCACUCAAAUCAGUUUUACGGGUCGAUACCUGCUAGAAUUAACAAGCUCAAGCUUUUACAGUUCCUGGAUCUCUCAAGCAACAAAAUCACAGGUGAGCUCCCUGAAUUCGGCGAAGGAACGAGUUUGAAAUGGCUUGAUCUGUCCAGAAACGGAAUCAAUGGCCAAAUACCAAGUUCAAUUUCAAAGUUAAGCGAGCUACAAAGGCUCAAUCUUUCGAGGAACCAACUCAAAGGAACAAUCCCAUCAAGUGUGGGUCUAAUGGUGAGAUUAGAAUGGCUGGAUUUGUCAAGCAAUGGGGUGAUAGGAAGAAUACCAGAUAGUUUCAAAGGGCUUGUGAACAUAAAGCAUGUGAGCUUGAGAAAUAAUAGGCUAUGUGGGGAAAUACCUCAACAAAAGCCCUUCAACAUCUUUCCAGCAGCUGCUUAUGCCCAUAACCUGUGCCUUUGUGGCCAACCUCUGCCACCUUGUAGGAAAAUAUGAUUGGUAUUGAAGCACAAGUCAGCAAAAGGCUGGCUCAGAGCACAGAGUAAUCAAAAGCAAGGAAGCAGGGAUAUAAAAUAGUGGCACUCUUUUAUGAGGACAUUUCUCUUGUCUUUUGUUCUUUUGUCAUUACAAAUUGUUUGACUAUUAAAAGCAAGCAUUUGUACUUUGUUUGUAUCAGUUAAAGAAAAAGAACUAUGCAUGAUAAGAUGGUUCACACCUGUUUUUUA
This is a messenger RNA of Ananas comosus (pineapple), 2096 nucleotides long. RefSeq names its product MDIS1-interacting receptor like kinase 2. The transcript has a single exon. The coding region runs from base 100 to 1866 and encodes 588 amino acids. The record is from RefSeq and is a predicted model, not a curated record. Gene Ontology annotation, molecular function: protein binding. Lineage: Eukaryota; Viridiplantae; Streptophyta; Magnoliopsida; Poales; Bromeliaceae.